Molecule: messenger RNA, 2671 nt
Organism: Opisthorchis viverrini
Lineage: Eukaryota; Metazoa; Platyhelminthes; Trematoda; Opisthorchiida; Opisthorchiidae
Exons: 9
Coding region: 1-2463 (820 amino acids)
Biological process (GO): regulation of transcription by RNA polymerase II; response to unfolded protein
Cellular component (GO): nucleus
Molecular function (GO): RNA polymerase II transcription regulatory region sequence-specific DNA binding; DNA-binding transcription factor activity, RNA polymerase II-specific
Source: RefSeq, a predicted model, not a curated record
AUGCUCUAUGCUGAAAAAACUUUGCGAGGAGACAACCAGCAUCUCAUACUUUUGGACAAUGUGGAAAUAAAUUUGGAUUCCUGUGGGUCUUUUAUUAACGGAAAUAUGUCAGGAAGUCCGAAGCUUAUCAGUGAAUGUUCCUGUCCCACUCCAAGCACUGACGGUAUGACUUCGAUUCAUGACUGGCUCUCAAGCCUCGUACACACACCAAAGUACCACAUGACGAUGACCUCAAGCGACCAACCAGUAGCCAUAAAUGAAUCGUCUUUUCUACCAACUUCUUCAAGCCAACAGUUUUCCGCAUCCCAUAUCUCCGGAAACCAAUCAUAUGAAUGGAGGGAAGAUUGCCUAAACAUCCUUGAUGACCAGUAUGGAGUUCCGCCACAACAAAAUUGUUUGAAUAACUUGCAGCAGGCGACAGACUGGAACAAAUGUCAUACCGUGACGACAGCUAUUUGUCAGCCUUCAAGUCAUCCAUGCUUCAACUUGGUAGCCGGAGAGAAUUUUAUCUCAAAUUGUGAUUUUUCGGCCGAGAGUUUUCUGCCUGUCGAAAUGCUGCUCGGGGGCACAAACAAGAUGACGGAUGAAUACCCUCAGAGUACUUUGAAAUCUGGGAACUACAUCUGUAGCAAUCUCUCUACUGACUUAGCUCCCAAAAGCUAUGAUGGAUCAGCUGAACGUCCAGGGCUACUGCUGUCUCAGUUAACGAAGCCGCAACAAAAUAUGAUGGACAGACCUAACAAAAUGUGCAAAUUCGACCUAUCUCCGCCUCAUACAUUCCCCCACUGUGAUUAUGUCAGUGAUGUGCAGGUUAAUUUUGCACGAGACUGCACUUACUCGCAUGAUGCAGUGAUAAUAUCUCGGAAGCAAGUACCUCAGUCGGCUUCCAACGACCUAGUAUGCCCUGGAAACGACCAAACCGUUUACGAAGCAGCAGACAGCUCUGUGGAUGUUGCUGAUUUCAAGUGUGGACGUUCAAGGUCAUCCAAAUCUUCAUCAGGAAAAUACCCCAUGAAAUCAGACAGUGCAUAUCAACAUGACGUGUGUCACUGUCUCACCAACUGCCACUGUCUUGACCAANAAAUACCCCAGAAAUCAGACAGUGCAUAUCAACAUGACGUGUGUCACUGUCUCACCAACUGCCACUGUCUUGACCAAGUUCUUGACAUUUCAGGUCCCGCAAAACAAACACUUGCCUCUAGUAGCACAUACUUUUGGCAGUAUAAUUCGCAAUGCAAAGGACCCAAAGCGAUACGACUCGUGGAUCUUGAAGGACCUGUGUUGCAUGGUGAACAGACAGUAGCAGACCAGCCGGACAGUACUGCUGGCUUUCUUGAUGGUCUUACCCUGUUUGAUUCAGGGGACCAGCCAGUGAUCUCAGUGCAAACUACUUCAACAGCAUCAUUACCGGAAUAUCCAUUUGUAGUAUUCGAGGAUCCUGUCCAACGUCGGUACGACUUAGUCCAUUGUUCAAAAUUACGGCGCGGAGACGGAAACGACGUUACCCCUAAUUUACCACGAUUGCGAGCAAUGGGAGAAGAACUGGAAGGUCUCAAUCAACAACUGAUUGAACACGGUGAGAUAAUCGUUGCCGGAACAGCUGGUGGCCCAACCUCACUUACAUCCAUGUUCCUGACUCAACCCGAACCGUUCAACAAACUUUCUCCUGGAUUAUCUCCACUUCCACUGGACUGCAAACUGAUUGAACAAGCAAAACGCGAAAAGAACAAAUUGGCAAGCAAAAUUUGUCGGCUGAAAAAGAAAGCUUUUCAUGAAGCCAACAAGAUAAAGUACACCGGUCUAGAGAAAGAAUACUAUGAACUGACUUCAGUGAUCGUCCAGCUUCGAAGACUUGUUACCGACCGACUAAGAACCUGGUACAACAUGUCACAAUCAACUGUUGGCUUGUGUACAGCCUAUCCUUCACAGGAACAUCCGUUUGACCGAAGUGUACCUACAGAACCACACAAUACUCCUAAAUUCGUCUCAACAGCGCCGGGGCGAGGAGUUGCUAUGGCUGACAUCAACAAUUCAUGUAGAAUUCCUUCGUAUUACAACAACAAUACCUCCCUCACCAGUCAUGCAAUUCACAUCUAUGAAAAUACUCACAUGACGCAUGCCGCCAGUCGAACUGACGCACUCGUUGAGGAAAUACUGCGGAUAUUCCGCGCUGGUCAAACAAGUCAUCCGUUGGUCAGGGGAUUGGCAAUUGACGACGUCAGUCCAAUAAUCGCUAGUACCUCUGAACCGGUUGAAGCCACUCAGGUUCAAAGCAUGAAUUUCUGCCCCACAUCAUGUCAAAAGUCAGCUAUCACCUACAGAACUCCAAGCAAAUCUUCAGCGUCAGUCAUGAAUGACAAUGAGUACCUAGAUAUUAACACCGGCGGCUUUCAGACCACUCAGUUUAACCUUGUCGAACAAGAGCUAUACCCCAGUGGUGCUGAAUUACGAGAACCGUUGUGAUAUUGUGGAGUUCUGCAGCCCCUACUUCACCCGUUUGCGAACGCAGCCUGCACAGUCUCAUAGGAGAAAGUCCAGCUUUUUUCCGCUUAUAUAAUACGGCUUCCCACACACUGAAAUGACCACUGUGAUCACACAAAUCUUUGAAAACUUGGAGAUGCUUCAUUUUGAUUGCAUUUUGUGUACAGGAAACAUUUUUCAACAAUAAAUC